AUGGGUUCUACCCCAGAUGUUCAAUCCCACUCAGGGAUCCCGCAACUUACCCCAUUGGAGCAAAUCAGCCCGAGGGGUUGGGUGCGCUACCUUUUCCCAUUCCAGCUCCCGGAAGACUACGAUGUUGAAGCUGUCACCGAACUCUUUCGCCGAAGCCUGCAGGCAACUAAGGAGCGCUUCCCAACAUUGGCUUGCGAGGCCGUUCCAGACCCUGAUGCAAGGCAAGCAAACGCGCUCAAGCUCCAAAAGAUCACCGACAAUGAGAUCGAGCCUGUCAUUAUCAACGAUUUGCGUCAUUCGACAACCUUUACAACCACGUUUGCCGACCUGAAGGUCAAGAACUUUCCCGUCUCUAGCUUCCCCGCCAGAAUCUUUACCCGCUGCCCCAUAUGGCCCGCUCCUGGACAGCGGGUGCCCAUCACAACCGUGCAAAUUAACUUCAUCCGCGGUGGCUUGAUUCUCAACUGGAACCUCUUCCACCUCGUCGGUGACGGACAGGCAUUCUACAACUGGAUCCGCGUCUGGGCGGAGGAGACACGCAGAGCUCAGGGCCUUGACAUCCCAGAUCCGGUGUGCUACCCCGAUCGCAUCUUCACAGACCGCCAGAUCGCACACAAACAGCCGCAGACCCUCCCCAACGGCAAGGCCGGACGUCUUGAGGAUCAUCCCGAGUACAAAAUUGUCACGGAUCCCGCAACGCAGCUGGCCAAGAUCGCGACAACGGAUGGCCACGUUGGACAGAUCUUCUACCUAUCCGCGGAGUCGCUGCAACUGCUGAAGCGGGAUGCCCAGCCCCAGACAGGCGAUGGAUCCUACGUGUCCACCAAUGACGCUCUAUCUGCCUUGAUUUGGCGAAGCGUGAUGGCUGCUCAGUUCGAUGUGUCUGAGCUUGAUGGCAGCGAGAUCUCCGUUUACAACAUUGCCAUCGACGGUCGAGGACGAAGCCAGCCGCCGAUUCAUCCCCAGGCAAUGGGAAGUUUUCUUGGCUUUAUCCAAGUUGAGCUUCCCAUCAAGAAGAUUCUCGAGACCGAUAAUCUCGCGGUCCUGGCCCAUCUCAUCCGCAAAGCCGUCACUGCGAUGGACAAGAAUUUCUCAGGCUCGUUCAUCAACGACGUUGUUCAGCUAGUGAACAAUCAGAAUGAUCUUGGCGUAUUGAUCCCCACGUCGUUCCUUGACGUGCCUGGCCGAAACUGUGCGCAAACGUCUUGGGAGAAGUUCAAGAUGUACGACCUUGAUUGGGGCCAUGUGCUUGGCGGCAAGAUUGCAGCCAUUCGCUCACCUAGCUGUGGUAUUUUGAAUGGCAUGCAGAUCAUGUAUCCCCAGCACCCGGAUGGUGGCCGGGAGAUGCUUGUCGGUAUCUAUGAGAAGAGACUGGAGAAACUAUGCUGUGACCCGGUCUGGACGAGAUACGCGGUGCGUCGAUAA
Molecule: messenger RNA, 1425 nt
Organism: Colletotrichum karsti
Lineage: Eukaryota; Fungi; Ascomycota; Sordariomycetes; Glomerellales; Glomerellaceae
Exons: 1
Coding region: 1-1425 (474 amino acids)
Source: RefSeq, a predicted model, not a curated record